Molecule: messenger RNA, 153 nt
Organism: Entrophospora sp. SA101
Lineage: Eukaryota; Fungi; Glomeromycota; Glomeromycetes; Entrophosporales; Entrophosporaceae
Source: the annotation of a GenBank genome assembly
AUGUCUGCAGCAGCAGAGAUAAAUGGGCCAAAGCUCUCUCCACUAAGAGAUGAAUUUGAUUGUUGGCAAUAUGAUGAUGCACCAAAUUACACCAUGAAGAAACUUGCUCAAGUAAUACAAAGUAAUGUUAUUAGACUUACCAAUAAUGAAUAA